AUGAGUUUCGCGGGUUCUUUGAUAUUGACCGGGUUAGGUGGGGUAUACUACAAGUUCAGCAGGGACCAGCACUUCAAACCUCUGGAGAUUGCUCAAAAGGCUACUAUCCAGGAUGCUACGAGCAUAUACCAGAGACAAUUGGUGAAACUGGCCACACGGUCGGCCCAAGUGUCGGCAGUGAUAGCUGAUGACCUGUUCACUGGUAAUAUGUUUGUAUACCCUUUUAAAGGGAUGUAUGAAUUGUACUCAAACUUCAGAGAUUAUGCGGCCUCGACAACUGCACUGUUCUCACUUUAUCUAGUAAGUUACGCGAUAGUGACAAUGGUCUACUGGGCAACUAUCACCCCAGUAUAUACGGCACUAUUUAUCGUGCUGGGUCCCUUUGGUAUACUAAUCGCGUGGAUACACUCUAUCCUACACACAAAUAUGCUUACUAUGAUGUUUCUGAGAGUAUCGCACUUGAAUGAAGGGUUGGUGAAAAAUUGCGUUGAUGCAAAUGGAUACCAGAGUUUGUUCAGACACACACCGAUUAAGUACCAAGUCUCACCAUCUACACCUUACUUUUGGUAUUUCCAUCUAACUAAAAAACUAUCAGAAUACCUAACAGGCUUGAUCAUCUUAGUUUUCUUACUAAUCAUAUCAUCAAUUCCAAUUGUUGGACCAUUCACUUUCCAUUUCCUUGUUUCCCCAGCAUUGUCUAGAGUAUAUUUUUCAAAGAUGCUAAGAUUGAAAGGCUUAAGCAAUAUAGAGAGAUACGAAAGAAUUUAUCAACACCCUGGCCAGUAUACUAUGUUUGGAAUCACAGCAGGCUUUUUGGAUUCCUUCCCAUUCUUAGCAGGCAUUUCACUAUCUACCAACAUAUUGGGCGCCACACUACUAGGUAUCGAUCAGCUUACUACUUACAGGUGA
This is a messenger RNA of Nakaseomyces glabratus, 909 nucleotides long. It is a transcript of the gene LDS1, whose product is annotated as Lds1p. Gene Ontology annotation, cellular component: ascospore wall; lipid droplet; prospore membrane. Lineage: Eukaryota; Fungi; Ascomycota; Saccharomycetes; Saccharomycetales; Saccharomycetaceae. The record is from RefSeq and is a predicted model, not a curated record.